AUGCAGGCCUGGGACACGAUGGUGGUGACCCUGGCCAUGCUGAUGCCUGCCACUGUGGAUGCCAAGAUCUUCCAACGCUGCGACCUGGCAAUGAAGCUGGAGGAGGCGGGCCUCAAUGGCUUCAAGGGCUACACCAUUGGAGGCUUGCUGUGCAUGGCACACUAUGAAAGUGGCUUUGACACCUCCUUCAUGGACCACAAUCCUGAAGGCAGCAGUGCAUAUGGCAUUUUCCAGCUGAACUCCACCUGGUGGUGUGACAGUGGUGUUACACCUACCCAGAACCUCUGUCACAUGGAGUGUCAUGAACUGUUCAACCGCCAUAUUCUGGAUGACAUCAUGUGUGCCAAGCAGAUAGUGUCCUCACAAAACGGUAUGAAUACCUGGGAUUCUUGGAGCCAGCACUAUUCUGGCCAUGAUUUAUCUGAAUGGCUCAAGGGGUGUCAUAUGUAUGCAAAACCUUACACAACAGAAAUUAAUUCAUGA
Messenger RNA from Globicephala melas (long-finned pilot whale), 483 nucleotides. Its product is annotated as sperm acrosome-associated protein 5-like. Gene Ontology annotation, biological process: fusion of sperm to egg plasma membrane involved in single fertilization. Gene Ontology annotation, molecular function: lysozyme activity. Gene Ontology annotation, cellular component: sperm flagellum; acrosomal vesicle. The record is from RefSeq and is a predicted model, not a curated record. NCBI's taxonomy places the organism in Eukaryota, Metazoa, Chordata, Mammalia, Artiodactyla, Delphinidae.